CACGAAGUGGGGAUCUUUCAGCUUGAAUAUUCCUCACUUUCAUUUUGGAUUUCAUCAUGGACGGUAGUAAGAAUUGGCUGGAAAUGCGAACGAUACUAAGGUUAAUAUCUAGACACGUGCUUUGGGUCGCUUCGCAUUGAUGCAUCUCUUGCUUCAACUUAGUUGCAGAUUUUCUAUAUAUAAUGGCAAAGAUGAAGUUGCAAUACUUUGCAAUGAAUUGUACCUCCCUGCCCAGCAUCGUUUCACUAUUAAUAUUAGCAGAAGUAUGAGACUACACCCAUAAUCUGCAUAAGUGUUACAAAUAGGGGGAGGGUACUGUAAACUGUGGACAAAGGGAUAUCGCUCUUAGCUAUGUUAUUUUAAUUCAAAAUGGAUCUCAAUCGCGAGCAUUUCCGGGCGAUGAUUUUCUACGAUUUCAAAGUCGGUUUAAGUAGAGUCAAAAGUUUGGAACGCUUGCGUGGGGCGUUCGGUGAUUCCUCGCCGUCCCAAGCCACAGUUUACAGAUGGUUCAGAGAAUUUCAAAGGGGUAGGGGUUCGUUGGUAGACGAGGAGCGUGUCGGUCGACCGGUCACAGCUGCAACGGACGAGAAUGUCCUUGCUGUCGAGCAGAUGUUGAGCGAAGACAAUCGUAUGACGUAUGCGCAAAUACAGGGUGCCUUAAAGAUCGGAUCAGCAGCAGUGAAAACCAUCCUUCAUGAGAAGCUUAGCGUCAGGAAGCUCAGCAGCCGUUGGAUCCCUCAUCAGCUAGCAGAUGCACAGAAACAGGACCGGGUGAAAUGGUGCCAGGAGAUGCUACAAAGAUUUAACAAAGGACGCUCGGAGGCCGUUUAUAAUAUCAUAACAGGGGAUGAAUCUUGGAUUUAUCAGUACGAGUCCGAAAAUAAACAGCAAUCCGCAGUCUGGGUAUUUUCUGGGGAAACUCCCCCUCUGAAAAUGAAGAGAGGCCAAAGUGUUGGGAAGAAAAUGCUUUGCACUUUCUUUUCCGCAAAUGGCCAUAUCGAAACUGUAACGUUAGAAGACCAAAUAGUUACUGCAGAGUGGUACACCACUGUAUGCUUGCCACAAGUCUUUAAAAAACUAGAGACCAAACGACCCAAGAUAGACACGAAAGGGUUUCUAUUGCACCAUGACAGUGCGUUGGUUCAUUCAGCUGAGAAAACAGCAAAUUAUUUCAGAGAAUUAGGAAUCCAAGUUCUUGGUCAUCCACCUUAUAGCCCUGACUUAGCACCAUGCGAUUUCUUUCUGUUUCCAAAAGCUAAAGAGAGCAUCAGAGGACAACGAUUCGGAUCCCUAGAAACUGCAAUAGCAACUUACAAGGAAUUUUUGGAUAGUAUACCAAAAGAGGAAUGGCGAGCGGAGUUCGGCAAAUGGUUCGACCGAAUGAGGACUUGCAUCCGACGCGAAGGAGAAUACUUUGAAAAAAUAUAAUGGGACAGAUGGAAAUGGAUUUAUAGAAACAGUCAAUAAACCAGAAAAGAAAAGUUCCAUAUGGAUUUCUUUGUGUCACAAAAUAUACUGCCAUUCCGAUGUUAGGUGUGCCGCCAUUUUGUAACAUGCAGUAGAAGGCAAACAUAACCUUGUUAUAAAAAGUGGGAUGUUCAAGAAGUAAGAUCGAGAAAGAAGUCUGAUAAAAAUUAUGUAAUAAAUUAUGCAAAUUAGAAAAUAAAUCUAAAUAAAUUUUUUAUAAAAUU
Osmia bicornis bicornis is the source of this 1691-nucleotide messenger RNA. Its product is annotated as histone-lysine N-methyltransferase SETMAR-like. Gene Ontology annotation, molecular function: nucleic acid binding. The transcript has 8 exons. Lineage: Eukaryota; Metazoa; Arthropoda; Insecta; Hymenoptera; Megachilidae. The record is from RefSeq and is a predicted model, not a curated record. The coding region runs from base 370 to 1428 and encodes 352 amino acids.